Boeremia exigua is the source of this 3370-nucleotide messenger RNA. RefSeq lists its product as uncharacterized. The record is from RefSeq and is a predicted model, not a curated record. Gene Ontology annotation, molecular function: zinc ion binding; DNA binding; DNA-binding transcription factor activity, RNA polymerase II-specific. Bases 182 to 3088 code for a protein of 968 amino acids. Gene Ontology annotation, biological process: DNA-templated transcription; regulation of DNA-templated transcription. NCBI's taxonomy places the organism in Eukaryota, Fungi, Ascomycota, Dothideomycetes, Pleosporales, Didymellaceae. The transcript has 4 exons.
GCUAAGCGACAUGCAUUUGUCCAUCAUAGGAGCUGAAUCCCGACAGGCUCCUUCUGACUAACAACAGCAGUCUUAUAUCACAAUCCGCACGGGCUGCAUUGGGCCGAUCAUAUCUUUUUGUAUUCUAUGUUCCACACGCUGGUUUAUGUGACAUUCCGGUCCGAAUGACGACCAUCUUAUAAUGUCUACAUUCCCUCACGAUCGCAUCCGUAGUCCCGCUGGCCAACCUAUGGAUAUCAUUAGAAGGAAGCAACAAUCUCAGCAACCACGCCAACUCCUAUCUUGCACCAAAUGUCGCGAACGAAAGGUCAAAUGCGAUCGUACCAAACCCUGUUCAGCCUGCUGCGCACGAGGAGCACCUAAAGAAUGCCAUUUUGUCGCAGAAGGGGGCGAUUACGCGCCAAUCCAACAGUCUUAUGAGCUACGCAAACUCCGUGCGGAGAACCUACGACUGAAAGAAAGAUUACGAGCAAGCAGAACUUCAAUUGAGGACGAUGAGUCCGAUCAAUCCUCAGGAUCCCAGCCGGGUGAUACAUCUAGAGCAUCUUCAAUCAAAAAGCGCACAGCACGUCAGAAGCGAUUUCAAGGCUCUGAGUGGUCUGACUCCAUAUAUUUUGGCUCUCCUGGUCUCGCAAAUAUCAUAACAGACUUCGCGACUGUCAAUUUACGACCUUGCAAUGUACAGUCAUUGGCGCACCACAUGCCUCGAGGUCCAGAUAUCUUCGCACCAAAGUCAUCCUCUGCUUACCCGUUUGCCACGUUAUUCCCUGCCACCCCAGAGGAAUGUAUUCCUCAGCUCUUGGAUAUUUUGCCUUGUCGGAAGGAGCUUCUGGAAUACUUAGCCGCUUUUGAAAAGCGGGUUUACAUCUGCGCUUUCCCUCAUUUCCCUUUUGAGCUGACUAAGAGCGAGAUUGAGCGAUUCCUCUCAAAUCCGGAGAGAAACGCUAGGAUGUGUCCCGACAUGCUUGCGCUGAUCUUUGCUGCGAUCGCACUAGGCUCGCAACACUCUGUUUGGGACAAGUCCGGUGAGCAAUGGAAGAAUGAACUGAUCGACACGGAAGCACAGAGAGGAAACGUCUACAUUGCAGCUUCAAUGCAAGCCCUCCGGAUCUCAUCGUUCAUGCACAAACCUUCACUGUUAGCCAUAGAAUCUCUUCUCAUGAUAGGACCGUUUCUUUCCAACUCUGGCCGCUUCCUGGACGCGUGGACGCUUUUUGGCACCACCAUUCGACUGGCCCAAGCAAUCGGUCUCCACCGCCAUCCGAAGUAUCUGGACCCGGCUCCACCCACUCAACGUGAAUGUUCAAUUCGACAGACUCUUUGGUGGUGGAUGCUGCAUAUGGACGAGCAGUACUCUAUGACUCUGGGCCGCCCUCUCGGUAUAAGCGGCAUGGGGGAUUGCCCUCCCCCACAUGAGUUGACGACUGAUCCGCAGAUGCUACGACUUGGCGAAUUCAUCAAUCAUUUCACUAUCCUUGCCAGGCAAAUUCUGAGCUGCGGUCAAAUGAGUCACGCUAAGAUCGACGAGUUUACCGAUCUCUUGAUUGGACUUCUGGACACCAUGCCUGAAAUGCUUCAAUUUGAGGAGUCGUGGUUGGAUCGAUCGAAGACGCUUCCGGAAUGGCCAUUGGGUGCCAUGGCUGCUGUAUACUACUGCAAGACGCACACCUACCUGAUUCUUCUGAAUCGUCAGCGCACGGACAAAAUGGGACGCCCCCAAACAGCGGCUUCAAAGCUCUACUCGUCUUUUCGGCCUGUCAAUAAGACAGUUACUUCGCAUCCUUCUCCUACCAUGUCAAUACCAAAUCAACCACGUGGUCGUCCGCUCGUGCUCCAGUCUUCAUCGGGAAUUCUCACGGCAUUUCUGUUCUUUUACUCACGUGCUCCAGCAUCGCUUGUCUCCUGGACCAUCAGCCAACAAGCCUUCAACGGCUCCAUGAUACUCCUUCUAGAUGCAUUGGAGACUGGAAACUUGUCACACGUGAGAAAAGUUGAACAAGCAUAUGCUGUCUUCAGAGAGUUGCAAGACAAUGGUGUCCACAGCCUUGCCGGAUUGGCCGUGGAAAAGUUGAGCUGGGGUCUAGACCAGUUGCGGAAGGACAUGGGCGGAGCUGGCGGAGUUCAGGUGUCGAAUCACAAGGGAUCAGCCAGUAUAGCCCAAGAUGGAGUGGUGAACACUGCGGAAGCUAUCCGCGAUACAGUAAUGGGGAACACGGGAAUGUUACUUCCGGAGGAAGCAGGCCUGCAGUCAUACACACAAGAACACUUCGAGCCCUUCUCUUGGGCCUCGGCAGGAGCUGAGAGUGAGGCUACGACUCCGGAUCGACCGAAGCAAGAGCAAGGACCGGAUUUCGGCUGUAGCUUCGACUCUUCGGGCCACAUGAAGCUGGAAAGCCCAAGUGCGAUUACGCCAAUUCCGAGAGAGCUACAUGGUAUUGCAGAGUCGCCCCAAAAAUCGGCAUCGAGACGAUGUUGUGCAUUGUCGCUACAGGAAUCUCACCAGGGACAGCUUUGUGUAACAGGCCUGGCCUCGACUAUGAGCCUUGCAGAGUCCGCACAUCGACCAAAUCGUGCUGACGGUAUCGAUGAGCAUUUUCUUCCACAUCGAAAACCGUUGCCUCACUUACAGCAGCCAAAUCCACGACGGAUCACACCUCCAAGAGCUUUCGUAAGCGCCCGGAGUCCGGAUUUACGUACACAUGGCAGUGGCAAUAUUCGACAGCCCGAGCAGUGGACGCAAUUUGUCCCAACAGCCAAGCAGCGGAUAUCAGCAGCACAAAUCAGACACAACUCGUGUCCAUCGCUGUACCACCUUGCAACGACCCCGCCUCUCGUACGCACAACAUACUCAUCGCCCCUUGGAAAUAAAGCGAAAAGUCCUGUAAGCAACGAGCAUUACGGGGUGCACACACAUUGGUCGGCGAAUCCAACGGCCCCAACGUUAUGCAACCCUAAACCAGGGUUGGCUAUCUCGCCCAUGUCCGACCAGGGCCAUGCCCUUCCAACUUUUCAUCACGGGAGCACUGGACAGCAGAUGGCGUAUCCAUACUCGUUUCUCGGCCCCGAAGGCGGCGAUAAAGAUGGAUGAAAUCACAGCACUAAGUGUGAGCAUAUAGCGGCAGAUCAAUGGAAGCCAUGGUAGGGCUGUGAGGCGCCCCAAUAACAUGUUCAUGCCACUUCCCAGCAUGCUAUUUUGGUACCUUGGAUGUUGCGUUUGUAUACAAGCAAUUCGCAUGCGUUAUCAUCGUGUCAGACACCACUGGGACUGAAGGCAAAACAAUAAACGUAGACAAAAGAUUUUACCCUGGGAGCAAAUCUAACGGUUCAACUCCCAACUGAUUCAAACUGCGUACAGCGACAUGCUAGAUUA